UGUCAAACAAUGUCUACAGGUCAACAUAAAUUUCAGUCUUUUCAAACCAUGACGGGCGCUUCUACCCGAGAUCAAACUAUCGAAGAACGUUAUGGCAUUCCCGAGAACUUUUUAGAGAUUGAAGUCAAAAACCCUCAAACACACGGUUUUGGACGUAAAAUGUACACAGAUUAUGAGAUUCUCUGCAGAACAAACAUCCCGGCCUUCAAGUUGAAACAAUCAGCAGUUCGUAGAAGAUACAGUGAUUUCGAGUGGUUUAGAGAUGUUUUGGAGCGUGAGUCGACAAGAGUGAAUAUUCCCCCUUUACCAGGAAAGGUCUUUACAAAUAGAUUUGCAGAUGAGGUUAUCGAACAGCGUAGAGAAGGUUUAGAGCGAUUCUUACAAAUUGUGGCUGGUCACCCCUUAUUGCAGACUGGCAGUAAAGUGCUUGCCGCUUUCAUUCAAGAUCCCAAUUUCUCCCGUGAUAACUACAACUAUUAAUUUUUUCCCUUUUUUUUACCCCCCAAAGCAUAUAUAUAUAAAAAAUAAUGGCAUUGUUUUUUUUAAAAUGACGCAAUGUAUCACGUGGGAUAGCUUUCUUAUUUUAAGCUGAUGCGAGCAGUAGUGUGUGUAGCAAUGGGAAAGCAAAGUCUUGG
Molecule: messenger RNA, 635 nt
Organism: Mucor mucedo
Lineage: Eukaryota; Fungi; Mucoromycota; Mucoromycetes; Mucorales; Mucoraceae
Product: sorting nexin-3
Exons: 4
Coding region: 10-480 (156 amino acids)
Biological process (GO): late endosome to Golgi transport; endocytic recycling
Cellular component (GO): retromer complex; early endosome membrane
Molecular function (GO): phosphatidylinositol-3-phosphate binding
Source: RefSeq, a predicted model, not a curated record